AUGGUCAACUUAUACAAUCGAUACGCAGUGAACUUCACAGCUCUUUCGCAACAACAUUUUCGUCUUCUCUGUCGACUGAUGAAUCCACAACAGGUCAUCUCAUUGACGCUUACGAACGAGUACGAUGGAUUAAAUGAAAUUGAUUUAUUUCUAUCAAAUGUUCGCCAUCUUCAAUCGUUCAAUCGACUACAAAAUUUAGUUCUUGAGAAUAUCAAUGAAAAUCAAUUGAAUUCUUUGCUGAAAUAUGUCAAUCUGACUUUCAUUACAUCAUUCAGCAUGAGUAUCAGGCAUCCAGGAAGACGAAUUGCCCAGGACACGGAAAAACUACUUAAAUCAAUCGUCACACAACCAGGACUUCGUCAAUUAGAUCUUUCAUUGUUGAAUCUCAACGUAUUACGAACUGACAAUGCUACUGUUUCCAUGGUUCGAUAUUUAGUCGUUCGUCACUGGAACAAGAUAAACGAUCUAUAUCAAAUAUUUCAGUCUUGUCCUCAUUUACAUACAGUUGUUCUCCAAGAAGAUCUCGGUCGACUUGAUUUCAAUGGUGUACGAGAAUCCAAACCACGGAGUGCUUUUCAUCAAAUACGAUCUCUAACUCUUGCGGAGUUUAUGGAAGAUAUCGAGAUACUUGAACUAGUUCUGGCAAUGGUUCCUUCAUUAAAUCACUUGACUAUUAUUGGUCCUUACUCAAAUUUGAACCUUGAUGGUCACCGCUGGCAGCAUCUCCUGGAAAUAAAUCUACCUCAAUUAAAGAAAUUUCAGUUCUUUCUCCGGCCCAUCUACGUUAAUAAAAGAACGUUAGACGAACUCGAGACGUUCAAUGCUACAUUUCAAACACCAUUUUGGAUCGAACAGAAACAAUGGUUCGUUAUAGCUGAAUAUCGAACUAAAUCCUUAUCUAACAUUCACAUUUACACCGUACCAUUAUGUACACGUGAAUUCAUUUGCGAUCUAGAAUCCACUCAACUGCCUUCACUGGCAACAACAAUGAGAAUAGAACACAAUAAUGUUAAAAGAAUAACUGUAGAACUAGGCGAAUCUAUUGAUGUUAGUGCUGAGAGACAAGAAAUAUUUAAUAACUAUUGUUUUGGCAAAAUUACUGAUCUAACACUUGUUUUUCAAUCAUCAUGGUCUGGAUCAUUAUUGCCAUUAACCUUGAUGGCUAUUGAUAUUACAAAUGUAGUGUGUAUGUCGCUAGCUUACCAUUGUAAAAAGUCAGUUAGUGAAGAUGCCUUGAAAUUAGUAUGCUCUUGGUUGGAACAAGCACAAAAUCUUCGCCGUUUGGAAAUCUAUGGAGAAUUUUUGGAGUUCGUAACAAGUUCGCAGCUUGAAAGUAUUCUUUCGAUACUUCAACAUCGACUGCAAUGUUUAGAAAUAAGGAUUAAGCAUUUAGAUCAGAUGAAAAUAUUUCUUGAACGUUGUGACAAUUUGUCAAGACUAAAGUUUCAUUUCGACAAAAAUAUCAGUAAAGAAAUCAAGCAAUGGUUUAAUGAUAAUACAAUCGGUUCAAUAUGUUGGGGCGAAUACCAUUCAGUAUUCGUAUGGCUUGGGAAGUUAAAUACUCAAUGCACAUUGCCUGAAAUUAAUCAGAAACGUAUGAAAGUCGACUCAUUUUCAUAA
This is a messenger RNA of Adineta ricciae, 1620 nucleotides long. NCBI's taxonomy places the organism in Eukaryota, Metazoa, Rotifera, Eurotatoria, Adinetida, Adinetidae. The record is from the annotation of a GenBank genome assembly.